Messenger RNA from Aspergillus vadensis CBS 113365, 2068 nucleotides. RefSeq names its product putative carboxypeptidase S1 (gene cp1). The record is from RefSeq and is a predicted model, not a curated record. The coding region runs from base 73 to 2010 and encodes 645 amino acids. The transcript has 2 exons. Lineage: Eukaryota; Fungi; Ascomycota; Eurotiomycetes; Eurotiales; Aspergillaceae. Gene Ontology annotation, molecular function: serine-type carboxypeptidase activity. Gene Ontology annotation, cellular component: fungal-type vacuole. Gene Ontology annotation, biological process: proteolysis.
GCAAUAUAGUAACUCUCCUUGAGAGUUCUGCACAGAUUGAAAUAAAUACUACUUUAGUAGACGAGCACCAUGAUGCCCUCCAUCACAUCAUCCCUCGGCAUCAUUUCCACUAUCACCACCCUAGUCGCAGGCCAAUAUUUCCCUCCUACACCCGAAGAUCUCACCAUCAUCGAGUCAGAAAUCUUCCCGGGUGCAAAAAUCUCCUAUAAACAGCCCCUCGGCAUCUGCACCAAUACCGAUACCACCAGCUACUCCGGCUACAUCCACUUACCCCCGCACACCUUGACCAACCUCUCCAUUCCAGGUAUCAGCAUCACCCAAGCAUACCCUAUCAAUACCUUUUUUUGGUAUUUUCCAUCCCGUCACCAUAAUAAUGGCUCAUCGCCACUCACUAUCUUUAUGAACGGCGGGCCUGGCGGAUCUUCCAUGAUUGGGUUAUUCCAGGAGAAUGGACCGUGCACUGUGAAUCCGGACUCGAAUUCCACGAGCGAAAAUCCCUGGUCGUGGAAUGAGUAUGUUGAUAUGUUGUAUGUGGAGCAGCCGGUUCAGACGGGGUUUAGUUAUGAUGUGUUGAGGAAUGGGACGGUGGAUUUGAUGAAUGGGGAGAUUGAUGUGGAUGUUGAUGUGGGGGAAGGUGAUUGGGAUGGGGUUAGGCAGAAUGAGACGUUUCUGGUAGGGACACUGCCGAGUCAGGAUGUGGGAGGGACUGUUAAUGGGACGGUGAAUGGGGGGAGGGCGUUGUGGGUUACGUUGCAGGUUUGGUUGGGGGAGUUCGCUGAGUAUCCUGCUGCUGGUGCUGCUGGUGGUGAGGGUGAUGACAGGGUGAGUAUAUGGACGGAGUCGUAUGGAGGGCGGUAUGGGCCUGCGUAUACGGCGCUGUUUCAGGAGAUGAAUGAGCGGAUUGAGAGUGGGGAGGUGAGUAUUGGGAAGAAAAUCCAUUUGGAUACGUUGGGAAUCAUCAAUGGCUGUGUGGAUUUACUCGUCCAGGUCCCUUCGUUCCCGGAGAUGGCGUAUAAUAAUACGUAUGGGAUUGAGGGGAUCAAUCGCACCCUUUACGACAGGGCUAUGGAUAACUGGAGCAAGCCGGGUGGAUGCAGGGAUAUGAUUAUUGAGUGUCGCGAUGCGGGCGAGCUUGGGGAUCCUCUCAUGUAUGGGGAUAAUGAGACGGUGAAUGGUAUCUGCACGGAGGCGUCGGAGUACUGUUUGAGGGAGAUCAAGAGCUUGUAUACGAAUACCUCUGGGAGGGGAUACUACGAUAUAGCGCAUUUCACGCCGGAUGCGGCGCUCGUGCCCUACUUCGUCGGGUUCUUGAAUCGCCCGUGGGUGCAGAAGGCGCUCGGGGUCCCGGUGAACUAUACCAUGUCAUCAGAGGCAGUGGGGGACAGCUUCGAGUCGACGGGUGAUUACCCUCGCAAUGAUCCCCGCGGGAUGAUCGGGGAUAUUGGGUACUUGCUUGACUCUGGUGUUAAGGUGGCUAUGGUGUAUGGGGACCGGGACUAUGCCUGUCCGUGGCGCGGCGGGGAAGAUGUCAGUCUGCUGGUGGAGUAUGCUGAAGCAGAGAAGUUCCGGGCUGCUGGGUAUGCAGAGGUGCAGACAAAGUCAUCCUAUGUAGGGGGAUUGGUCAGGCAGUAUGGGAACUUCUCAUUCACGCGUGUCUUUCAGGCGGGCCAUGAGGUGCCGUUCUAUCAGCCUGAGACGGCGUAUGAGAUCUUUAAUCGGGCUCAGUUUAACUGGGAUAUCGCGACAGGAGGAAUUUCCCUGGUUGAGAAUCAGGACUAUGGAACGGAGGGACCCUCGUCGACGUGGCAUGUUAAGAAUGAGGUGCCGGAGAGCCCUGAACCGACGUGCUAUUUGUUGGCCAUGGAUUCGACUUGUACGGAUGAGCAGAUUGAACGGGUGCUGAGUGGGGAGGCGGUGAUUAGGGAUUGGGUUGUUGUUGAUGAUGUUGAGGUUCAGGGAUCGUUCAGUGGAGAAGGUGAUCAGUUGGCACAGGCCCCGUUGGGACACUGAUGUCAAGUGCAAUGUUGAUAGUGUGGUGGUUGGUUGUGAUAUAGAUGGUAUACACUGC